Molecule: messenger RNA, 721 nt
Organism: Anopheles bellator
Lineage: Eukaryota; Metazoa; Arthropoda; Insecta; Diptera; Culicidae
Gene: lmgA
Product: anaphase-promoting complex subunit 11
Exons: 2
Coding region: 140-394 (84 amino acids)
Biological process (GO): positive regulation of mitotic metaphase/anaphase transition; protein ubiquitination; anaphase-promoting complex-dependent catabolic process
Cellular component (GO): nucleus; anaphase-promoting complex
Molecular function (GO): ubiquitin protein ligase activity; cullin family protein binding; zinc ion binding
Source: RefSeq, a predicted model, not a curated record
AAUGAAAACGGACUGAUUUCCCCUUGAAUUUGGUGCCUUUCGCCGUUGGUUCGAUCUGUGCAAGUGAGCGCAUUGUGGUUGUGCUUCCGUCAUCCUUUCUUCUGCCGAUGGUCCGCGAUCGAAUGUGGAAGUUAUUAGAAUGAAAGUCACGGUGAAAAGCUGGAUGGGUGUCGCUGUCUGGAAAUGGCUGGCGAACGAUGACAACUGCGGUAUCUGCCGAAUGGCUUUCGAAGGCUGCUGCCCCGACUGCUCGCUUCCCGGGGACGACUGUCCGCUCGUUUGGGGCGCCUGCUCGCACUGCUUCCACGUGCACUGCAUCGUGAAGUGGCUCAAUUCGCAGGCCAACCAGCAGUGUCCCAUGUGUCGGCAGGUCUGGAAGUUUAACGAUAAGUAGAGCCCCGCAACGGCGGUGGGCUGUGGUGCUAGAGUGACCGAUGUGAUGGCCACAGGGACUAAUGCACCGAGAUUCACGUGAGGCAAUAGACUAGCAGUGAAGAGUGGCAAGCGUGCCGAGUGUAUUCGUUUUAGAGUAGGCACCACGGAAAAUUCGCGUCCGUUUUUGGCCAUAUAGUUGAUAAGGGAGGGUGUCGCGGUGUCGGGUGUGCUGUGCGAUUAUUAGUCACAAGAGUGCUUAGCUGGUUGUAACGUGCCCGGUCGAAACGAUCGGUUUCUGUGCGACCGGCGUGUCCAGUAAUUCCUGACUCGGAGUCAACACGGAUUU